UCGCUCGGCCCCAUCUUGGGAUGACGUUUAAGGCCGUCAAGCUUCUACAGCCUGCUCAUGUUGACAUGUUAUGGCGCAUGUGUAACAUUGAUGACGGUCUUGUUGUUCAGGAGGUGUCUAAAGGAUCUAAUGCUGAGAUACUCGGAAUCCAAGAAGGUGAUCUUAUUGAAUGUAUGAAUGGAAAAUGCAUUUCUACCACAAUUGAGUUGGAAAAUACGUUGAUGAGCCUAUGCAAAGGCCCUUCAGACAGCCAAAAUGGCCAUAAUGCUGAAGUUUGUAUUUCUAUUGGGGUGUUUCACACACUCAAAAAAUACCGAAGUACCAGAGAGUUGACUGCAAAUGUAUCAGACCUUGGAGAAGUUAUUGCAAGAGGUACACGUCUCCUCUUUUAACUAGUCCC
Molecule: messenger RNA, 400 nt
Organism: Triticum dicoccoides
Lineage: Eukaryota; Viridiplantae; Streptophyta; Magnoliopsida; Poales; Poaceae
Exons: 4
Coding region: 21-392 (123 amino acids)
Molecular function (GO): protein binding
Source: RefSeq, a predicted model, not a curated record